AUGGCGUCACUUCAGCAGGAAACUACCAAGCAAAGAGGCCCCGAUGAAAAAGAAAUCCUUUCGCCCAGUAAAGUUAAAGAAACUCCCGGUACAACUCGUAAUAAUAUUCGCAAUGCUAAGCGCGCACCAAUGAGUGCCAGUGAUGUAUUUUCCAAACCAAAAUUUGUCCCAAAGCCACUUAGUAGAACACCCAAGUCAGCUAUACGAUCAUCACCGCAGUCUCAAGCGCCUCCACCUCCUAUGUCCGAAAUGUCGAAUAUACCAGUCGCAGCAGCUAAACAAACAGGAACCAUCAGUCGUCCUAAUAGAGGCCUAAACGACAGACACACUUUGGAAAUUCAAUUUAUCAAUAAAAAUAAAAGUUAUUUACGAAUGAAACAGGACUUGGAAGGAAAACAGAAACCCGUUUUGGAUUUAUAUAAAAAUUUAACCCAAAUCAAGAUGCGAUUGGAAGACUUAGGCAAAACUGUUAGACUAGAAGACGUUAAAAUGGUUAGUGUAAGCGAAUAUGGAAAUACCUCAAGUGAAGGCACUCCAGGAAAUUUGUCCAAAGAAGUUGUAGAAGAAAUGGUAAUAUCUAUUGAAAAAAUCCCAAAAAUUUUCUCAGAUGUUUGCAAGAAUCUUCUAACCAAAAGAUCUUUAAUGAUAGAACUUUUAGACAGCGUUUCCAAGUCCGAAAUAAACAAUUCUGACGUAUCAGAUAGAAUAGACUCUUUAAAAAUUGAAAGCACGCAGAUUCAAAUAUCUUUAGAUAACAUAAUAACUGAUAUUCAAACUAAAAUAACCGAUCUAACAGCUAAAUGGAGCGUAGCAAGUUCAAACCAUCAAUCAGACGAUGAAGCCAAAGAAUUAGAUAUUAAAUAUAAAGAACAACAAAAACUAAUGCUCGAAUGGAACCUGGUUAUUAGCAACUACCAAAAAAAAUCCGAAGCUGGUAAAGUAGCUCUUGAAAAAUCAAAUAAAACUAUUCACGCUUUAGAAGACAAGAUUAAAAUGCUCGAGCACGAUUUAGAAAUUGAACGUAAAACAUCCACCGAUGUUAAAGGUAGGAACCAUACCAAUAUACAUAGUAUUAAAUCAAUGAAAGCUAAAAUGAUCGAAUUGGAGGAAGCAAAGAAACAUUCAGAAAUCACUUGUAUUGAGUCUCAAAAAAAUCAAAAACAAUUGCAAGAGGAAUUGAGGUUUAAAGAAGCUAAAUGGAUGAAAGAAAAAGAAGACAUGAUCAAAACCUUCAAUCAACAAAAUAGUAUUUUGAAUAAAUAUGCCAGUGAAAAAACAAACUAUGCGACUACAUUGGAAGCUGUCGAAACCCAAAAGUUAACCACAGAAGACGAAUUAAACAAUCAAAUUGAUAAACUAAACAACUAUAUAAUAAAUCUUGAAAAUAAAAGUGAAGAACUUACAAAAGAAAGAAAUGAAGCCAAAGAAAAAUGUGCUCAGUUUGAAGCUAACAUUAGUCGCAUGGGAUUGGAUUUUAAAGAAACCAUGAAUAAAGUUUUUGUCAGUAUGAAAAACGGUAAAGAUGUUGUUAGUGAAAAUGCUGAGCAGCUGAGAGAACAUAUGGCCAAAGAUCUAGAAAUAAGAGAAUUAAAAGACAAACUUAAUAAGCUAGAAAGGGAUCGAUUGUUUUUUAUCGAGGAACAGAAACUGUACCAAGAAAAACAAAAAUUUCAAACUUCUGAUAUUGAUAAAGAAUUAUCGAAGCAAAAAGAAUGCAUAAUAUCCUAUAAGAGGCUUUUGGAAGACAGCGAAGAUAAACUAAAAGAAAAAUCUAAUGAAGUAGAAUAUCUUAAAACUGAAAUAAGGCAGCUAAAAGUUAGGCAAGAAGCACUGGAAGAGCAAAAUUCCAGAUGUCCUACAGACGAAUUACAAAGAAUUGUUGAGGAAGGCAGACACAAACUAAAUCAAUUAAUAAAAAAGUCCCUAGACAGUGAGCAAAAAAUGGAACAAUAUAUAGACACUAUAGAAAAGCAAGCAAAACAAAUGAGCGAAAUGGAAAAUUUAAUAAGGUACAAGGAAAAUCUAAUCAACAUUAUUAAAGCAGCCAGAGUCAAUAUUUUUAAGGAAAAAGAAAGCAUAACAAGAUACUCUCAAGAGCUGCGCUCGGCUUUAGCCGAAGUGACCGGAGAAAUCAAAAUGAAAGACGCUCUUCUUAUGAAACAGCAAGACCAACUCGAGUUACGGGAAAAGCAAAUAGACAAACUUGAAAAAGUUGUAAAAGAACAUGAGGACGAGGUUGUGGCAGCGAACGAGAAAAGAUUCAAGAUUCAGCAUAAGCUGCAAGCAACGGAAGGAGAAUUGCAAAAAUGUAAGACACAAUUGGCUGAUUUCAAUUUGAAAAGUGGACGUCCAAAAGUGAAACCUUUUUAA
Messenger RNA from Ceutorhynchus assimilis (cabbage seed weevil), 2370 nucleotides. The record is from the annotation of a GenBank genome assembly. NCBI's taxonomy places the organism in Eukaryota, Metazoa, Arthropoda, Insecta, Coleoptera, Curculionidae.